UUGUAACGCCGCCGCCCCGGGUCCGCUCAUAGCUGUAACACCGGUGAUCUUGCAUGCCUGCCGGGGAGAGCGGAGCCACCGAGAGACCCGCAGCAGCUUGUCUAUUGCCCAUAAAAAUCUGUGGAUGUGUGGCUGAAUGACAUGAGGGGGAAAUGGGGCGUAAAAUUAAAGAAUCUUGCAGAAAGCGAGAACUGGAGAAGUCAAGCAACCCCCUCCCUCCUACACACUCACACACACACGCAUACACACACACACACACACACACACACACCCGGUAGACUGUGAGCUGAAACUAUAGAACAUAAAGAGAACAGAGCAUUUUUAGCCCCAAAUCAGAGAUGGGCUGCACAGCUUCAUGCUUUCUGCCGCUGUGCUGCCUUUUGUCUGGCUGAUCUGUGCCUCCCAUGUUCCAGGACCUCUCUGACCAGAGGGAAAUGGCCAAACAGCCGGCCAGCGCUCCCAGCAGCUACAUCCCGGCGCAGCAGCCCGACGGAGCUCCGGUACUCACAACAAACAAACCGGACAACACGGCUGCGUGCCCGUCGCCCUCCCCUCACCAUCACCCAGCGGCUCAGCCGCCGCUCUCCUUCAACGAGGGCAAAACUUUUUGUCCCACGGAAAAUAAACCGGGAGAACUGGACAGCAACAAAGCGUAUGGGACGUUUAAAAGCGCCGCGCCCGCGGCCCCUGGAUCCGCGGUGGUCAACUCGGCCUUCAGGAAGGAUUCUGCUGGUUCGGCCCGCGGGGGGGCCGCCCAGUACAGCGACCCGCUCCGGGCCCCAGCAGAGCAGAACAACACCGCGGGCAACUGGACGACUAUGAGCCAGACCACCAUCAUACUGGGAACAGAUGGGAACACGUCUGUUCAGCCCGGCACCGUGGCGAUGGCUGACGAUGAUGACGAUGGGGGAGAUGAGAAUAAGGCCAGAGGAAACUGGACCAAUAAACUGGACUUUAUUCUGUCCAUGGUUGGCUAUGCGGUGGGACUGGGGAACGUCUGGAGGUUUCCUUAUCUUGCUUUCCAAAAUGGAGGAGGAGCUUUUCUGAUCCCCUACCUGACAAUGUUGGGCAUUGCCGGCAUCCCGAUCUUUUUGCUGGAGGUGUCCCUGGGCCAGUUCGCCAGCCAGGGGCCUGUGUCAGUGUGGAAAUGCAUCCCAGCCCUGCAAGGUUGCGGGAUUGCCAUGUUGAUAAUAUCUGUCUUGAUAGCCAUAUACUAUAAUAUUAUUAUGUGCUGGACACUGUACUACCUGUUCGCUUCGUUGAAGGGCUCACUGCCAUGGGCUAACUGUAGGAAUGAGUGGAACACGGUGGAAUGUAAGGACAAAGACAUGCUGCUGUUAGACACGUGCAUCCUGCGGGACAGAAACAUCACCUCCAUCAAGAACUCCACCUUCUGUCUGUCCGCAAACGCUGUUGGAAACCUGACGAAACUGUUAAACAUGACUGUGGACACCAACAAGACCUACGUCAGCCCCAGCGAGGAGUACUUCAAGUACAAUGUGUUGCACAUCUCUAAAGGAAUCGAAUAUCCAGGAGACAUCCGCUGGCCUCUGGCAGGCUGUCUGUUCCUGGCCUGGAUCAUCGUCUAUGCCUCUUUAGCCAAAGGAAUCAAGUCAUCAGGAAAGGUUGUGUAUUUCACGGCCACCUUUCCCUACGUGGUGCUGGUCAUCCUGCUGAUCAGAGGAGUGACCCUACCCGGGGCCUUCAACGGCAUCCUCUACUUUAUCACACCAAAGUGGGAGAAACUGAACGAUGCAAAGGUGUGGAAAGAUGCAGCCACUCAGAUCUUCUUCUCUCUGUCGGCUGCUUGGGGAGGCCUCAUCACUCUCUCUUCCUACAAUAAGUUCCACAAUAACUGCUACAGGGACACUAUUAUUGUGACAUGUACAAACAGUGCCACCAGUAUAUUUGCUGGGUUUGUCAUCUUCUCGGUCAUUGGUUUCAUGGCACAUGAGUUGAAAGUGCCGAUAGAGAAGGUGGCAGAUGAAGGUCCUGGCAUAGCGUUUGUGGUGUAUCCAGAGGCUCUGACCAGACUUCCCCUGUCUCCUUUCUGGGCGAUCAUCUUCUUCCUCAUGCUCCUGACUCUUGGCCUGGAUACCAUGUUUGCCACCAUUGAGACCAUCGUAACGUCAGUGUCAGACGAGUUCCCCAAAUACUUGAGGAAACACAAACCUCUCUUCACCCUGGUCUGCUGCGCCUGCUUCUUCAUCCUGGGCUUUCCCAUGAUCACGGAGAGUGGGAUGUUCAUGCUGCAGUUGGUGGACACAUUCGCCGCCUCCUACUCUUUGGUCAUCAUUGCGAUCUGCGAGCUGGUGGGAAUCUCCUACCUCUAUGGUCUGCAGAGGUUUUGCGACGACAUUGAAAUGAUGAUUGGUUUCCAGCCAAACCGAUUCUGGAGAAUCUGCUGGGCCUUCGUGACUCCAACCAUUCUGACGGGCAUCCUGGGACUGAGUCUGUACCAAUGGAAGGGGAUGACGUACGAGGACUACACCUACCCCACCUGGUCCAUGGUUAUGGGCUGGCUCAUGGUCAUCUGCUCCGUCAUCUGGAUCCCGAUUAUGUUCGGCAUUAAGAUGUACAUCGCCCCCGGCACCUUUACAGAGCGUCUGAAGCUGGUCUGCUCCCCUCAGCCUGACUGGGGUCCUUUCCUGAUGAAGCACCGUGGAGAACGCUACAAGAACAUGAUGGACCCUCUGGGAACCAACUCCCUGGGCCUCAAGCUGCCCCCAAAGGACUUCCAGCUCGGCUCCUACCAGUAGCAGCCGCCAGGGCAACACAGCACCGCUGCGCACCGCACCCUCCACCUCCAACAGGGGGCACUGGGAGGGGGGCAACCUCCACCUCUUCUUCUCCCUCCUCCUCCUCUCUCUUUCUCCUGUCCCUACCUCACUCUCUUUGCUUCCUGUCUUCCUCCCUGUGUCAUGGAUGUGGAAAAAGCCAUCCUUUUCCUUCUUCCUUCUCUUCUUCUUCACCACUUCCUCUCUUCUCUCAUGGAGGAGUGGCUGCCCAGGUGGAGUCUACUCCUCUGCUGCUGCUUCGUACUCGGUUAAUGGGCUAUCAGUGCCCCCCACACAUGGCCACUGAUUACUUCAGAACCCUUCCCAGGGAUCUUUAUUCCAACAGAAAAUUGUGUCAUAAAAUGACACAGCUCAGACUGCACUUGCAAUAUUAGACUCACCAUAGCUGCUCCCUAUGGAGUCGUGUGUGUAUGUGAGUUUAUGUGUGUGUGUGUUUGUGUGUGUGUGUGUGUGUGUGUGGGAGAGAGUUUGUGUGUCUGUGUGUGCCAUCAUAUUUAUGUGCAGAGAUAAUGAAUCAUCUUGGUGCAAGCAGACACAGGCAAACAAAAAGAAAAUUGAGCGACAGAGAAGCUAUGGUUCAACAAGCUCAGUGGGGAUCUGUGUUUUGUUCCAUCCGUGUACAAAUUUCCAACGGCAAUACGAAUACUAUCAAAAAAUGUAUAAAAAAAAUUCACUGGUAUCCCAUUUUGUUCCUAUCCAGCAGUAUAUAUGUAUAUUCACAAUAGCUACAGCUCUGUCGCUCUUGCUUUGUUAAAAAUAGAUUAUAAGAUCUGCAAUUUGUGCCUCCUAUGUCCCAGUAGAGUAGCAAAUGCAUCCUGAUUACCACUUUCAGUAUAUACACUUUGGCCUGGAUGACUCUGCAAUAUGAUAAAAGCUUGGGUCUAUUUUUCUCUCUAAAUCCGAGGGAUCAUUUCUGAAACCCUCUGUCUUUAUAUAUUUAUUAAGCCAUUUUCUGUUCUCCUUUUAUUGAAUUAUCCUAGAAUGUAAAGAACACAUUCCUAAUGUAGGAAACCACUAGAGUAGUCCAUCCUUCCUUUAGUGGCAAUUUUCAUCUAGAAAACAUGACCUGAUAGUCACUCUGUGCAGAUAUAUAUUUUAGACAGUGUAUUUAUCUCUGUAUGUGUUGUGAACUUUCUCAAACCAUCUGUGAAAACCAUCUUUACAAUGUGCAUCACAUCAGUAAACAGUAUAAAAUAUUAUAUUAGAAUAUACGCUAAUAUAUAUAGACUAUAUAUAUAGACAUAUAUAUACAUACAUACACAUAUAUACAUACAUAUACUAUAUGCAUAGCCUUUCAGCAGAGGAGAGAGCUAGUGAGACAGAGUGUCAGUGUGUGUAUGUGUUUGUGUCUCUAUGAACCCCAUGUUUCUCUUGCUAGCUGUGUAAUAUCUUGUACAAAGUGUACACUUCUGAAAAAACACUAAGUUGUGUGUGUGUGUGUGUGUGUGUGCGUGCGUGCGUGCGUGCGUGCGUGCGUGCGUUUUGUCGUGUCUUCACAAUGUUAAAAUACAGCUGCUAUGUGUGAGUAGAUGACGAUUAGACUAGAAAAUGGUCUCCUUCUUCCCUGGAAGUGUACUUUGUCUCUUGUUGUUUGUGGUAGACCUCCGGAGACCUCUUCGCCAUUUCAGACUUAUGCCUCUUGCUUCUCCGUGUGUCCUCGUGAAAAACAGGGUCUCAGGUAUACUCGAUUCUAUCCGACUACUCCGGUAGUUGUAGGAUUAACAGCAUUCAGUGCAUAGGAAACAGAGAGUUGAGCCAUCCUAAUGCUAAAUUAUAUUGAAAGCAGCGUGGAAGUGUGUUGCAAAGGAUCAGAAUCAUAAUACUACUUCCUGAUGACCUCAAUGCAGCAUCACUUUGCUUUUUGCUUGCUGUUGCUUAAAAUAUGAACGUACGAGUUUAUAAGGACGUACGACUGACUUGACUUUUUUUGACCAACUUUGUGCUGUGCUAGAUUAAGUAUCUUGCUGGUUUUUGUGUUUUUUAAAUGGAAAAACAGUAAUUAGCCGAGAUUACGUAAGAACAUCUAAUUUUGAAUGCUUUGGAAUGAACUUGGAAUCACAUUGGCACUUUGUUGACCGUUGAUACACUGCAGUUUUACUUACAUAUGCAGAACAUGAAAGGCUUUCAGGGACUUUCUGGUCACCCGGCUGACACCGUGGUCCACCAGAGUCAAAGAAAUGACUGUAAUUUAGAACAUAUUGUGGUUCCCUUUAAAUUUUGCUGUCAAGACAUCAUCAGCAAAAAUGAGAUCAUUUCAGUGGGCGUUAAAAAGUCCUCUCCAGAUGUAACACCACACCAAAGCCCGGUGCAGCUCAGCAUGUGUCCGACUUGCUUUGCAGCCUCUUUAAAUGUGACAUGACAGGCAGCCAACUUUUACUUUGUGGGCUAGAAACCAAUUACCAACAGAGUAACAGCAUGUAUCCACUAAGAAGCAAUUAGUCCUUUCCACACUUUGAGCAGUUGGUUAUGCAUUUUCAUGUCGACACAAAGUCCUGAUUGGCUUUAUUAUGCUUUUAACACUGCAGGCAUUUACUUGUUGAGUGGUUUAAACAGACAGGUAUGGAUCCAAUUACAGUUGCUCAGAGGUUUAAGGGUUUCUUUAACCAUUUCUCUAAGCCAUGUCUUUUCAUAAUCUUGACAUUAAAAUAGCAGCGAUAUAAUCUGAGAGGUUGUAAACAAAUCAAUUAUUAAGCACAAAUGUCCUGUUGUUAAAAAGCUUGCUUGCUCCACAGUGUUGCUUUUAUCAAGACUGUUUAGCUCUAUUUGUUCAAAUGUGAUAAUAAUGGAUGUCCGUGUAUGCUUGUGUGUGCGUGUGUGUGCGUGUGUGUGUGUUUGUCUCUGUAUUAGUUUACUGAACUCCAUUUAAAUGUCAAUCAGAUGUUUGCAUGGCCAGUCUCAGAGUAGAUUGCU
Molecule: messenger RNA, 5708 nt
Organism: Etheostoma cragini (Arkansas darter)
Lineage: Eukaryota; Metazoa; Chordata; Actinopteri; Perciformes; Percidae
Gene: slc6a5
Product: solute carrier family 6 member 5
Exons: 15
Coding region: 405-2759 (784 amino acids)
Biological process (GO): synaptic transmission, glycinergic; sodium ion transmembrane transport; glycine import across plasma membrane
Cellular component (GO): membrane
Molecular function (GO): glycine:sodium symporter activity
Source: RefSeq, a predicted model, not a curated record